Molecule: messenger RNA, 1103 nt
Organism: Oryzias latipes (Japanese medaka)
Lineage: Eukaryota; Metazoa; Chordata; Actinopteri; Beloniformes; Adrianichthyidae
Gene: mcidas
Product: multiciliate differentiation and DNA synthesis associated cell cycle protein
Biological process (GO): negative regulation of DNA replication; negative regulation of cell cycle
Cellular component (GO): nucleus
Source: RefSeq, a predicted model, not a curated record
AUGUUUAGGUUUAAGGUUGAACUGAAGAUGUGCAUGUAUGUUUACACAUAGUUCUGUUUGACCACAGAUAAAUGAGUCUGAUCCAGAUGACCAGUUCCUUGGAGAAUGUGCACUGGAUUUGAUGGCAGAUGCUGCUGUUUUGGAGAGCAGUCUGUCUCCAGCAGAUCUGGUUCAGUUUGAGGGAUGCGUCAUUCCUCCCCCCACCCCUCAGCGGCAGGAGAACAGUGGGACUCAGACCUCCACAGGUCUGAGUCCCACCAGAACUUUUUACUGGGAGAACAUGGCUGAUUGUCAUGAGCUGGCACUGGGAAAGUCUUUGGUUUUCAACAAAGAGCUUCACCAGGUUUUCCAUAAGCAGCAAGAGGAGCUGGACUGUUUGGAGGAGAGAAACCUUCACCUUAAGGAGCUCGCCAGCCGAGCAAAGCACCUGGCUUUAGUGCUGGAAAAACUGAUGACGGUCAGAGAACUCCAUGUGGAAGAAGCAGUGAUGCCUUGCAUCGAUGCGCCUCCGGGUUCCAGUAAGCGGCAACGACUGAAUGAACAAUGUGAAACAGAUUCAUCAGAUUCAGUGGAGGACAUGCUGAAGGACAUCAGCUACCGCUGCAACGCUGUCCUUCGCAACAGCUCCACAGGACCAGGACCGCAACAGCAAUCAGAGGCGAUACGAGUGUUUGGUUCCUUCUCAGGUGUCCAGAUGUCGACCCUCAACGAAUGGAGCUCAACUGAAGAUGGAGCACAGGCUGAAGAGUGCGUCUCCUCUUUCAAAACUUCUGUCAAAGAACACGGCACCAUACAGACGAAGGUUUUUCCACAUGGACACGUGUUUACCUCGAAGACUCAAGAGGGAGGAUACCGGUUUCGCUGGGUACCAAACCACAGCUGAGCAUCUGUUAAUGCUUAACUAUCUAUAGUCAAAUCAGUAAAUGAUUAAAUGAUGCCUUCAGGUAGCUUCAGAAUCAGUCAGAGGUGGAGCUUAAGCGAUGAAUAAAUACUGCCUUCACUUUUGUUUAUUUUCUUCACACUUGAAUUGUUGAUUCUUUUUUUUAUAUACUUUUAUGUUUGCCCUGAAAAUAAAUAUAUUUUUCAAGUUUAGUAAUAAAAGU